Messenger RNA from Hippocampus comes (tiger tail seahorse), 6173 nucleotides. It is a transcript of the gene myh11a, whose product is annotated as myosin, heavy chain 11a, smooth muscle. Lineage: Eukaryota; Metazoa; Chordata; Actinopteri; Syngnathiformes; Syngnathidae. Gene Ontology annotation, cellular component: myosin filament; myosin II complex; cytoplasm. Gene Ontology annotation, biological process: actomyosin structure organization. The transcript is spliced from 42 exons. Bases 144 to 6077 code for a protein of 1977 amino acids. Gene Ontology annotation, molecular function: ATP binding; microfilament motor activity; actin filament binding. The record is from RefSeq and is a predicted model, not a curated record.
UAGGGCUCGUAAUUUGACAGGGGUCUUUUGGACUGUUCGUGAGGGGAGUACCUUGUCAGUUUGACCGCUUUCUGCAUCCGACUCUGCCCUCGGCACACCUCUUUUCUUCCCUUUCAUUGCCCCCUCCCCCACCUGGUCCAAAGAUGUCCAAGAAGGGCCCAAACGAGGAUGAGAAGUUCCUCUUUGUUGACAAGGACUUCCUGAACAGCCCCAUGGCUCAGGCCGACUGGGCCGCCAAGAAACUGGUGUGGAUUCCUUCUGAGAGACAUGGCUUUGAGGCUGCGAGCAUCAAGGAGGAGCACGGCGACGAAGUCCUGGUGGAGUUGGCUGACAAUGGCAAGAAGGUGACAGUCAACAAGGAUGACAUCCAGAAGAUGAACCCACCCAAGUUCAGCAAGGUGGAAGACAUGGCUGAGCUCACCUGCCUCAACGAGGCCUCGGUGCUGCAUAAUAUCCGCGAGAGGUACUUCUCAGGCCUUAUUUAUACAUACUCCGGCCUGUUCUGUGUGGUGGUCAACCCCUACAAGAUGCUGCCCAUUUACUCUGAGAAGAUCGUUGAAAUGUACAAAGGCAAGAAGAGGCAUGAAGUUCCCCCACACAUCUAUUCCAUCACAGACAACGCCUACAGAAACAUGAUGCAAGAUCGGGAGGACCAAUCCAUUCUCUGCACUGGGGAGUCUGGCGCUGGCAAGACAGAGAACACCAAGAAAGUCAUCCAGUAUUUGGCUGUAGUGGCCUCAUCACACAAAGGCAAGAAGGACAGCAGUGCUCAACAAUCAGGAUCACAGUUUGCCUACGGAGAGCUAGAGAAGCAGCUUCUACAGGCCAAUCCCAUCCUGGAGGCUUUCGGGAAUGCCAAGACCAUCAAAAAUGACAAUUCCUCCCGCUUUGGCAAAUUCAUCCGAAUCAACUUUGAUGUGACAGGCUACAUUGUUGGAGCCAAUAUUGAGACCUACCUCCUGGAGAAGUCUCGUUGUAUCAGACAGGCAAAAAUAGAAAGAGCCUUCCAUAUCUUCUACUAUAUGAUUGCUGGUGCCAAGGACAAAGUUCGAGAGGAGCUUCUUCUGGAGCCCUUCAGUAACUACCGCUUCCUAGUUGCGGGCCAUGUCCAGAUCCCGGGCCAGCAGGAUGAUGAGAUGUAUGAGGAGACGAUGGAGGCCAUGACAAUCAUGGGCUUUACGGAUGAGGAGCGAAUUGAUAUCCUGAAGGUGUGUUCAACGGUCAUGCAGCUGGGAAACAUUGAGUUUAAGAAAGAAAGGAACCAAGAGCAGGCCACCAUGCCUGACAACACAGCGGCUCAGAAGGUGUGUCACCUGCAGGGCAUAAAUGUGACAGACUUCACUCGUGCCAUCCUCACGCCUCGAAUCAAAGUUGGCAGAGAGGUGGUGCAAAAAGCACAGACCAAAGAGCAGGCUGACUUUGCUAUUGAAGCCCUGGCAAAGGCUGUGUUUGAGCGGCUGUUCCGCUGGAUCCUAGGCCGAGUCAACAAAGCCCUGGACAAGACCAAACGUCAAGGGGCCUCCUUCCUGGGUAUUCUCGAUAUCGCUGGCUUUGAGAUCUUUGAGGACAACUCCUUUGAGCAGCUGUGCAUCAAUUACACCAAUGAGAAGCUGCAGCAGUUAUUCAACCACACCAUGUUCAUCUUGGAGCAGGAGGAGUACCAGAGAGAAGGCAUCGAGUGGAACUUUAUAGAUUUUGGUUUGGACCUACAGCCCUGCAUAGAGCUCAUCGAGAGGCCGAACAACCCUCCAGGCAUUCUGGCCUUGCUGGAUGAAGAGUGCUGGUUCCCCAAAGCCACAGAUGUCUCCUUUGUGGAAAAACUCAUGAGCACCCAAGGAAACCAUGUUAAAUUUGCAAAACCAAAACAACUAAAAGACAAGACAGAGUUUUCUAUUCUUCACUAUGCUGGGAAGGUGGACUAUAACGCCACAGCCUGGCUGACAAAGAACAUGGACCCUCUGAAUGACAAUGUCACAGCACUGCUCAACAACUCCUCCAGCUCAUUUGUGCAAGACCUCUGGAAAGAUUCUGACAGAGUGGUGGGUCUUGACACCAUUGCCAAGAUGUCCGACAGUUCGAUGGCCAGUGGAUCCAAGACCAAGAAGGGAAUGUUCCGCACGGUGGGACAACUCUACAAGGAGUCCCUCGCCAAACUCAUGACCACACUGCACAACACCCAGCCCAACUUUGUCAGAUGCAUCAUUCCAAAUCACGAGAAGAGGGCGGGGAAGCUGGAUGCCAACCUGGUUCUGGAGCAGCUCAGGUGUAAUGGCGUGUUGGAGGGGAUUCGAAUCUGCCGACAAGGAUUCCCAAAUCGAAUUGUCUUCCAGGAGUUUCGCCAGCGCUAUGAGAUUCUGGCAGCAAGUGCUAUUCCCAAAGGUUUUAUGGAUGGAAAACAAGCUUGCUGCCUCAUGAUCAAACAUCUGGACCUGGAUCCAAAUCUGUACAGAAUCGGGCAGAGCAAGAUAUUUUUCCGCACAGGAGUUUUGGCCCAGCUGGAGGAGGAGAGAGACCUAAAGAUAACUGUGAUCAUCAUUGCCUUCCAGGCCCAAGCUCGAGGCUUCCUGGCGAGAAAGGCAUUUGCAAAGAGGCAGCAGCAACUUACAGCCAUGAAAGUUAUUCAAAGGAAUUGUGCCGCCUACCUCAAACUAAGAAACUGGCAGUGGUGGAGACUCUUCACAAAGGUUAAGCCUCUUUUGCAAGUGACACGUCAGGAGGAGGAGAUGAGCCUAAAGGAGGAAGAGCUGCAGAAAUCAAAAGAAAAUGCUGCAAAGUAUGAAUCAGAGCUGAACGAGAUCACCUUGAAGCACACAACGAUUUUGGAGGAGAGAAAUGCGCUGCAGGAGCAACUUCAGGCUGAGACAGAGUUGUAUGCGGAAGCUGAGGAGAUGAGGGUGCGUUUGGCAGCUAAGAAGCAGGAAUUGGAGGAAAUCCUCCAUGAGAUGGAGGCAAGACUGGACGAAGAGGAAGAACGUUCCCAGACAUUGCUGGUGGAAAAGAAAAAAAUGCAACAGCAGAUGCAGGAAUUGGAAGAACAUUUAGAAGAGGAGGAGGAUGCGCGACAAAAGCUGCAGCUGGAGAAGGUCACUUGUGAAGGAAAGAUCAAAAAGCUUGAAGAUGACAUCCUGGUGAUGGAAGAUCAUAACAACAAACUGCUGAAGGAGAGAAAGCUGAUGGAGGAGAGGGUAGCAGACUACAGUGCUAAUCUGGCUGAAGAAGAGGAGAAGUCAAAGAACCUCACCAAACUGAAAAAUAAACACGAGUCCAUGAUAUCAGAACUGGAGGUCCGACUGAAGAAGGAAGAAAAGACUCGGCAGGAACUGGAUAAGGUGAAGCGUAAAUUAGAGGCCGAGUCAAAUGAUCUCCAGGAGCAGGUAGCGGACCUGCAGGCCCAGAUUGCUGACCUCAAAGCCCAGCUGGCAAAAAAAGAGGAGGAGCUACAGAAUUGCUUGGCCAGAUUAGAAGAUGAGACAGCUCAAAAGAACAACGCUCUAAAGAAAAUCCGUGAGCUGGAGGGCCACAUCUCUGACCUGCAGGAAGACCUCGACUCUGAGAGAGCAGCCAGGAAUAAAGCAGAAAAGAUCAAACGUGACUUGGGAGAAGAGUUGGAGGCUCUGAAAUCGGAGCUUGAAGAUACCCUGGACAGCACUGCAACCCAGCAGGAACUCAGAGCUAAACGUGAGCAGGAGGUGACCUUACUGAAGAGAGCCAUAGAGGAGGAGAACCGGACCCAUGAAGCCCAGAUACAUGAAAUGAGACAGAAACACACCCAGGCUGUGGAGGAGCUCACAGAGCAACUGGAACAGUCAAAACGAGUCAAGUCAAACUUGGAGAAGGCCAAACAAGCAUUGGAGAAGGAGACAUCUGAAUUAACCAUGGAGGUGCGCUCGCUCACUCAAGCCAAACAAGACGGGGAGAACAAGAGGAAGAAGUUGGAAGGUCAAGUGACAGAUUUACAAUCCCGCUUCAGUGACAGUGAGAAGCAGAAGGCUGAACUGGGAGAACGCUGCUCUAAGAUCACUGUUGAACUGGAGAGUGUGACAAAUCUACUGAAUGAAGCUGAGGGCAAGAACAUCAAACUGAACAAAGACGUUUCCAGUUUUAGCUCCCAACUCCAGGAUACACAGGAGUUGCUGGCUGAGGAGACGCGACAGAAGCUGCAGUUCUCUACGAAGCUUCGGCAGGCAGAGGACGACAAGAACAGUUUACAGGAGCAGCUCGAGGAGGAGAUGGAGGCCAAAAGGAAUGUUGAGAGACACGUUUCCACCCUCAACAUCCAGCUGUCAGAUGCAAAGAAAAAGCUGGAGGAAAUGUGCGGAAACGCUGAGCUACUGGAAGAAAGCAAGAAACGCCUGCAGAGAGAUUUGGAGGCAGCCAACACCCAGUUUGAGGAGAAAGCUUCUGCCUACGACAAAUUGGAGAAGACUAAAAACCGCCUGCAACAGGAGCUGGAGGACACACUGAUGGAUCUCGACAACCAGAGGCAGAAUGUUUCAAACCUCGAGAAGAAACAAAAGAAGUUUGACCAGAUGCUGGCAGAGGAGAAAUCUAUCUCGAGUAAAUACGCAGACGAGAGAGACCGAGCCGAGGCUGAGGCCAGAGAGAAGGAGACAAAGGCUCUGUCCCUGGCCAGGGCUCUGGAUGAGGCCCAGGAUGCCAGAGAGGAGCUGGAGAGAGCCCACAAAGCCCUCAGGGUGGAAAUGGAGGAUCUGAUCAGCUCAAAGGAUGAUGUUGGGAAAAAUGUCCAUGAGCUGGAGAAGUCCAAGCGAGGCUUGGAGGCCCAGGUGGAGGAGAUGAAAACUCAGCUGGAGGAGCUGGAGGAUGAGCUCCAGGCGGCCGAGGAUGCCAAACUUCGCCUCGAGGUCAACAUGCAGGCUCUGAAGGCCCAAUUUGAGAGGGAUCUGCAAGGGCGUGAUGAGAUGGGAGAGGAAAAGAAGAGACAGCUGGUCAAGCAGGUCCGUGAGUUAGAGACCGAGCUGGAGGAUGAACGUAAGCAGAGGGCCUCAGCAGCAGCAGCCAAGAAGAAGUUGGAGACGGACAUGAAAGAUCUGGAGGGCCAGAUCGAUGCAGCUAAUAAGGGACGAGAUGAAGCCAUAAAGCAGCUCCGAAAGAUUCAGGCCCAAAUGAAAGACUUCCAGAGAGAGCUGGAGGAUGCCCGUGCUGCCCGUGAGGAAGUGCUGACGACGGCAAAGGAGAGUGAGAGGAAAGCCAAGAGCCUGGAGGCUGAGUUGAUGCAGCUGCAAGAGGAACUGGCCUCUGCUGAGAGGGCACGGAAGCAAGCGGAGGCUGAAAGGGACGAGAUGGCAGAUGAGCUAGCGAGCAACUCCUCUGGAAAGUCAGCCUUGUCCGACGAGAAGCGUCGCCUGGAAGCUAAGAUCUCCCAGCUGGAAGAGGAACUCGAGGAGGAGCAGAGCAACAUGGAGAUCCUCAACGACAGGCUGAGGAAGAGCACGCAACAGGUGGAUCAGAUAAACAACGAGCUGCAAACAGAGCGCUCGGCCUCCCAGAAGAACGAGAGCGCCCGGCAGCAGAUGGAGCGCCAGAACAAGGAGAUGAAGGCCAAGCUCAGCGAGAUGGAGAACCAGGUCAAGUCCAAGUUCAAAUCCUCCAUCGCCGCUUUGGAGGCGAAGGUGGCCCAACUGGAGGAGCAGCUGGAGCAGGAGAGCAGGGAAAAGCAGGCUACUGCCAAGAGUGUGCGCCAGAAGGACAAGAAGCUCAAGGAUGUGAUGAUGCAGGUGGAGGAUGAAAGGAAACAGGCAGAACAGUACAAAGACCAGGCCGAGAAGGCCAACACACGCAUGAAGCAGCUGAAGCGGCAGCUGGAGGAGUCGGAGGAGGAGUCUCAGCGAGCCACAGCCGCCCGCAGGAAACUGCAGCGGGAGCUGGAUGAAGCCACCGAGGCCAACGAUGCCAUGAGUCGCGAGGUCAACUCUCUCAAGAGCAAACUCAGGCGUGGGAACGAGCCCUCCUUUGGCAGCACACCUCGGCGUAUAGGUGGAGGUCGGAGGGCAGUUGAGGAUGCGUCUGAGGAGGAGGCGGACUCCCAAAGUGACUUCAAUGGAAAGUCAGCAGACUGAGAGAUGAGACGUCAACGAAGCGGAUAUUAGAAUCUCCUGACAAUACUGCCUCUUGAAAAUGGAGGUUAACUUUUUCCACCCUCCCCCCAAUCACCC